Messenger RNA from Alternaria hordeiaustralica, 180 nucleotides. RefSeq lists its product as uncharacterized. The transcript is spliced from 2 exons. The record is from RefSeq and is a predicted model, not a curated record. Lineage: Eukaryota; Fungi; Ascomycota; Dothideomycetes; Pleosporales; Pleosporaceae. The coding region runs from base 1 to 180 and encodes 59 amino acids.
AUGCCUCAGUUCAAAGAAGGCGAUACCGUCAAGCUCAAAGGCGACGACGUAAUCUACAUCGUACUACGAGUCAUCGUCACCCUGGGCGAGAUCGCGAAAUACAUUAUCGAGAAAAAAUACAACCCAGUGCCUAGAGCAAAUGAGUAUGAGGUGAACGAAGGGGAUCUAGUACCGGCGUGA